This is a messenger RNA of Caenorhabditis briggsae, 1473 nucleotides long. RefSeq names its product Protein CBR-CED-6 (gene Cbr-ced-6). The transcript is spliced from 5 exons. NCBI's taxonomy places the organism in Eukaryota, Metazoa, Nematoda, Chromadorea, Rhabditida, Rhabditidae. Bases 1 to 1473 code for a protein of 490 amino acids. The record is from RefSeq and is a predicted model, not a curated record.
AUGGCCAAAGACAUUUAUAAAACAUUCAAGCGGUCGGUGUCCGGAAUUGUUAGUGGAAGUGGAGAAAGCUCUUCUGCGCAAUCAACCAGCGGAAACAAUGCGAAAUAUCGAGGAGGGACUGGAAGAACAUGGAUCCAUCCUCCAGAUUUCUUGAUAAACGGUCAUGUUGAAUAUGGUGCCCGAUUUCUUGGAUGCGUUGAAACAGCAAAAGAGAAUGGAACAGCUGUCGCGAGGGAGGCGAUUCAUGCGAUACGGUUUCAGCGGGAUCUGAAGAGAUCUGAACAGACAAGAGAGACGGCGAAACUUCAAAAAGUGGAAAUCAAAAUAUCCAUUGAUUAUGUGAGAGUGGAUGAUGCGAAAACGAAAACGAUGAUGUAUCAAUUCCAAUUGCCAAGAAUAUCAUUUUGUGCAGAUGAUAAGGAUGACAAACGAAUGUUUUCAUUCAUCGCUCGUGGGGACGAUGGGAAGCACUUCUGCUACGCGUUCACUUCUGAAAAACUGGCCGAAGCUAUCACCUGCACCAUCGGAGAGGCUUUCGAUUUGGCCUACAAACGAUUCCUCGACAAGAAUCGUGCAUCUCUGGAAAAUGAGAAGAACACGUACUUGUUGCAAAAACGAAUCGCAGAGCUAGAAUGUGAGAAUCAGAAAUUAGCAACUCUCCUCCAAGAAGUGCAGAAUAAUAGCAGAUCAGCUGCAAAUGGUAGAGCUCUCCCGAAUGACUAUAGCAUCCCUCCCCAUCCGUCAGCUGCUCCUCCGGCUCUACCGUUAUCCCCGAUGCCUCAAGGGCCUCCACCGAGUGUUGCCUCAAAUAUCUAUUCUAUGCCACGUCACGAUGAAGGGGUUCCAACUGAAAUGGCACCAAGACUCCCACCAAUUUCUACAUCUUCCAAUGGAACAUCAUCUUCUACAAGUCCUGCAUCCACGUCACCAUCGGGACCAGCACCCUCCAUGCCUCCACCACGUCCUCCUGCCUCAAUGACGCCUCCCACUGCGAUAGCUCCACCUCCUCCAGUGGCGCCACGCCGAAAUUUUGUGUCACCGAAGAAUUCUACAGCUGGACAGUUGGAAGGAUUAGAUCUUGGAGAAGUGAAGAAGACGCCAAGCAAUGUGUUCGAUGAUUCGUUUGAUCCAAGAGCUGGAGAAAAGAAGAGUGUUGCAGAGGAAGAAUACAAUCCAUUCGGUGCAGAUUUCCUGCCAAGUCUUACGAAUGGAAAGACAACUCCCCCAUCUGCAACAGCCGCUCUUUUGGCUUCUGAAGCGAUUUCAAGACUUCCAGGUGGAGAAUCGAAGAAGACACCAGCUGAGUAUGACGCGAUGAUCCAUGAUAUUGAUAGGAGGCUGGAUGCUAUGAAAAAUGGAACUUUCGAGUUUGGACAGCUUCAAACUGGCGAUCUUGAUGGAAUCGAAGCAGAAAACGCUUAUGGGACACCAUCCGAUCGUUUGAACCCAAAAGUGAUGAAUCUGAAAGAAUAG